CCCAGAAGUUGGUGGGGUUCGGGCUGCAGCAGCGUGAGAUGGAUGCGACGUAGGUUGAUGUUGUUUCUCUUCACGACACCAACGACAGACAGCUGCACAAAAUGGUCAAGGCUAUCAUCGCGCCCUCGGUCCUCGCGUCCGACCUCAGCAACCUCAGCAACGAGUGCAAGCGCAUGCUGGGCGACGGCGCCGACUGGCUGCACAUGGACGUCAUGGACGGCCACUUCGUCCCCAACAUCACCAUGGGCCCGCCCAUCCUCACCUGGGUCAAGAAGAACGUCCCCGAGAUCUUCAUGGACUGCCACAUGAUGGUCGCCGACCCGGCCAAGUGGGUCCCCGAGGUCGCCAAGGCCGGCGGCAAGCUCUACACCUUCCACUACGAGGCGACGGACUCGCCCGCUGACGUCAUCAAGCUCAUCCACGAGCACGGCAUGCUCGCCGGCCUCGCCAUCUCGCCCGCGACGCCGUCGAGCGUCAUCACCGAGGAGCUCGGCAACGCCGUCGACCACCUGCUCGUCAUGACUGUUGUGCCUGGUGCCGGCGGACAAAAGUUCAUGGCCGAGUGCCUGCCCAAGGUGACCGACCUGCGCGCGCGCUUCCCCACAAAGAACAUCCAGGUCGACGGCGGCGUCGGCGCCGGCAACGCUUGCCAGUGCGGCCACGCCGGCGCCAACGUGCUCGUUGCGGGCACUGCCGUCUUUGGCGCCGAGAGCCCCAAGACGACUAUUGCCGAGAUGCGCGCGGCUGUGGACGACGAGUUCGCAAAGGCUGCGUAAAAUGGCACUGCCACUAGCUAGAAACCACCCAAACCCAAAACCAAAACCAAAACACUCAUAGUAGAUCAUAUUUGCAUCGUAUGUUACAACAGAUGCCCGGAAGCCAACUGAUCUAUAUACCGUGUAUGCUCUAAUCCUGGUGCUCCUUCUCCGUGUUCCUCUCCGUGUUCUUGGCCGCGAACGCCGCCCGGGCGGCCGCGACCUCCGGGUCCGCCUCGACUAAGGUUGGCCGCCGGCUCAUCUCCUCGACAGGAGUCAACGAUCCUCCAGCGCCUCCCGGAACAUGCCCCAUAGUGGCCGCAUGGCUAGGUCUGGUACCGAGCGCAAACGUGAGCGAACUGGGCGUAGGAGGCUGCGACUGCUCUAUUGAUGCAGAUCCCGACGACGAUGUCCGCUGGUGGCGGCGCAUGCCGAGAGCGUUGCCAGAGGGCGAUGCGUCGCGUUUGGCGACAGGUGCCGGCGCAAAGGCCACUGGCUGCGCUGCCGAUGGCGCAGAGUCGCUGCGAGUAGGGCGAGGAACCUCGCGUUGGGUGCCGACAGGCGCCUCAGUCGCAGCGGUGAAGGUGCGUGGCAGCUGGAAUCCCCCUUGCGGGCCAAAGUUGGAUGCCGUCUGGAACUGGGACCCGGUCUGCGAGCCACCAUAUGUGCUCGCACGUCGGCUUCUUGACCUCCGUAGGCGGUCUUCCAGAGCAG
Molecule: messenger RNA, 1469 nt
Organism: Vanrija pseudolonga
Lineage: Eukaryota; Fungi; Basidiomycota; Tremellomycetes; Trichosporonales; Trichosporonaceae
Gene: RPE1
Product: Ribulose-phosphate 3-epimerase
Exons: 6
Coding region: 102-776 (224 amino acids)
Biological process (GO): pentose-phosphate shunt; carbohydrate metabolic process; pentose-phosphate shunt, non-oxidative branch
Cellular component (GO): cytosol
Molecular function (GO): metal ion binding; D-ribulose-phosphate 3-epimerase activity
Source: RefSeq, a predicted model, not a curated record